Molecule: messenger RNA, 258 nt
Organism: Geodia barretti
Lineage: Eukaryota; Metazoa; Porifera; Demospongiae; Tetractinellida; Geodiidae
Source: the annotation of a GenBank genome assembly
AUGUACUCUUUCUUCUCAACUCUAGUCCAGUCAUACGGCAAUGUGUAUGGAGCCCGCAAUGAAACGAGGUUUCUUGCCUUCAGCACCGUCUACGAUUGUGAGGGCUACUUCGACGUCGCCAGCUGGAUGGGAACGUUCGUGACCGUCAUCUUCAUCAUCGUGCUCUAUUUCGCAAUACUCGCCCUGUUCUCCACGCAGACUGUCGACCGAUUCGACGAUCCAAGAAGUCGUACGAUAUCAGUCGAAAAUCUCCACUAG